AUGCUAUCAGUCUCGAGGCGGUGGCUACUAGCAUGGGCUCUAUUUGCAGUAUGCGAUGUCGCCUUGGCCGCUGCACAUGGUGAAGAAGCCGGAGAAAAAGGCGACAUGCAUAAGGGCCAUACGGGUGGGAUGGACCAUAAUGCUUCCCUCAAUGUACCGGCGCAUUCGGACGACGCGGACACUUAUUGGAGGCUAACGACAGCAAGAUGGCUGAUAUACGGCCAUAUCAUUCUUAUGGUCAUCGACUGGGUCCUCGUUCUGCCAGUGUCAAUAAUGUUCGCGGUUGCCAAAUCAAACCUUCACAUCCCAGCCCAAUUUGUUUUCCUUGCAAUUAACGGCUUCGCGAUCUUUCUCUCCAUUCUAUACAAUGCCCAGACUCCGGAUCUCUAUCCAGCGAAUGCUCAUCACCGGAUGGGAUGGGUCGCCGUUGCAAUUCUUACCGUGCAGACCGUCGUCGGGGUGAUUUUCUCCGUCGCGAAGAGCAGUGACGCUCCGAAGAAUGAGGAGGCGUCGUCGUUGAUGGCCGCUGCCACAGCACGGUACCAACGCAUGGAGAAUCGCCAAGGGUCGUGGAAUAGCGAUAGUGCGCAUGGUGGAUCGGAUCAUAGCCCUUCGUCACGUUCUCCGUCUUUGGAAGAGGAGUCUCUGUACAACCAGCAUGAAGAGCAGGAACUCAAAGCCAUUGACGAAGAAACCAAGUUCGAGAAACUAGCGAAGAAAUAUGUACCUCGCUAUGCUAUCGCACAACAAUGGAUUACUAUCGCCAGUGUUGGAUAUCAAAUUUCGCAGCGGUUGUUGCUUAUUUGGACAUUUAUGUUGAUUGCUACCGGUGCCUCGACCUACACUGGUGUUUUCAAAGGCGGCAAUAUCUUCACUGGCCUCGCUCAUGUUAUUAAAGGAGGUAUCUUCUUCUACUAUGGUAUUUUCACCCUUGGACGAUAUCUGGGCUGCUUUGCGGACCUUGGUUGGGCAUGGAACGUCAAACCGGACGCAUCGAUGGUCGGGAAGUUCCGUGCGAACAUCAAAUCCGCUGAAAUGGUCGAGUCUGCCCUCAUCUUCACUUAUGGUUUCACAAACGUUUGGUUGGAACACCUAGCUGGAUGGGGUCAGGAAUGGCAUAUGGGUGACCUUGAGCACGUCUCGAUCGCUUUCUGGUUCCUGGGAGGCGGCUUACUCGGUAUCUUGACGGAAUCCGAAUGGAUUCGGGGUCUUUUGAACAAUGUCUAUUCCGAAGAUGCUCAAAUUGCCAUCAACCAGUACGAAAUGGCGGUUUCACAGACCGUAUUCCCAGAGAAGCCGAAGUUCCGACAAAGCAUGAACGUUUUCCCCUCGCUCGUCAUUUUCAUGCUCGGGAUCCUUAUGGGUAGCCACCACCAGGAGAAGGUGCUUGGCACAAUGUUACACAAGCAGUGGGGUUUGCUUUUGUCUGGUGCUGCAGUGUUCCGCUUGGGAUCCUUCUUGCUUGUCUUCUUGAAGCCACCGACGUCGUACCUUCCUUCUCGACCAUUUACUGAGCCACUGGCUGCCUUUGCUCUGAUGGCAGGUGGUUUAGUUUUCUGUUUGAGUAACUCGGAAACAAUUAAUGCUUUCGAUGCCAUGAACGUUGACGGCAUGUUUGCCUUCACCCUUUCCUUGGGCAUAACAGCCUUGUUAAUGAGCUACCAGACAUUGGUGGUUGCUUUGAAGGGUUGGGCGGUGAAGCGGGAAGCGUCUCACUCACACAAGAGCGUGUUCAGAAUUACUUGA
Molecule: messenger RNA, 1746 nt
Organism: Orbilia oligospora ATCC 24927
Lineage: Eukaryota; Fungi; Ascomycota; Orbiliomycetes; Orbiliales; Orbiliaceae
Exons: 5
Coding region: 1-1746 (581 amino acids)
Source: RefSeq, a predicted model, not a curated record